AGGAGUAUCAUCUAGUAUAUAUAUUUGGCAGGAGCCUUUGAAGGAAGCGAUGAUGGAGAGAGGUGUCCAGCCUGGGGUUGUUAUUACAUUUACUGUGAGCUGAUCUGGGCAAGUGUCCCCAAAUGAAAAUAUCGACCCCGGAUAUUGUACAGGAGAAGGACGCCAGUCUGGAACUCCGAACUUCGCGCAAGUCGAGAUUUCAAUCUCGCAGUCUUCUCAUUCAUGUCGUCCGAUUCCCCGCCUAUCUUGACCAUCUUUCCACUCCUCACUGGUUACAGAGAGGUCUGGAGUAUCAUUUAAUCAGGAUUGUAUCUGUCGAGGACUCAAUCCGUAAAUAUGGUCGGCUAUGCCUUUUUCGCGUGUCAGUGCAAAUACGGGACUUUGUCUGCUUAUAUGCUAGCUCGUCCGCCAUGGUCCACAUCAUAAAGGGCCCCUGGAAGAACCGCUUCAGUGACACUUUCGUCGGGAAUGCCAAGUAUGAAUGCUGCUUAAACCAUUUACACGCUCACAAGUCUUUUCGGGACACUCACAAUGCCUGUCGUCCUUUGUUACAAGCGUUUCCGUCGGGAUGAUGAAUGGACUCGGCAGCAACACGUCCCGGGCCCACUAUGCCACUAACCUUAACGCUAAGAUGUCUCAAUCAUGAUACAUCGUUUUUCAGCUCCAACUUAAGGAAUCCUUUCAACCGCGCCUUUUUAAUGUUUCUACCGUACUCCAUUUCUGGAAGUGUUCAAAGAACACAAGCUACGCAU
This is a messenger RNA of Cantharellus anzutake, 752 nucleotides long. RefSeq lists its product as uncharacterized. NCBI's taxonomy places the organism in Eukaryota, Fungi, Basidiomycota, Agaricomycetes, Cantharellales, Hydnaceae. The coding region runs from base 123 to 572 and encodes 149 amino acids. The record is from RefSeq and is a predicted model, not a curated record. The transcript is spliced from 3 exons.